Lutra lutra (Eurasian river otter) is the source of this 2653-nucleotide messenger RNA. It is a transcript of the gene TMEM175, whose product is annotated as transmembrane protein 175. The transcript has 12 exons. Gene Ontology annotation, cellular component: lysosome; endosome. The coding region runs from base 147 to 1850 and encodes 567 amino acids. The record is from RefSeq and is a predicted model, not a curated record. NCBI's taxonomy places the organism in Eukaryota, Metazoa, Chordata, Mammalia, Carnivora, Mustelidae. Gene Ontology annotation, molecular function: proton channel activity; potassium ion leak channel activity.
CCGCUCCCCGCGCGGCCGUGUCUGCGGAGGCCACUUGUUAGGGUGCUCGGACCUGCGGGAGCGGCGCGGGGAGCCGCUCUGGAGGAGCGUGCCGUGCGGCCGCCCAGCCAGGGACAUCCCCGCGACUUGUUGAGUAAGGCCCCACCAUGUCCGGGCCCCAGACCCCAGAACCAGCCCUCCGGAUACAGGGAGACGCCCCCACGGGCGCAAGGGACGAGGACGCUGCUGACGGGAUCCAGCACUCACACCGCAUGCUCAGCUUCAGUGAUGCUCUCCUGUCCAUCAUCGCCACUGUAAUGAUCCUGCCUGUGACCCACACGGAGAUCUCCCCAGAACAGGUACUUGGGGAACCACAGUCUGCAGUAUCCCGGUUUGACAAAAGUAUACAGAAACUUCUGGCAACCAGGAUUGCUGUUUAUCUGAUGACGUUUCUCAUCGUGACUGUGGCCUGGGCGGCACACACAAGACUGUUCCAGGUUGUUGGGAAAAUAGACGACACACUUGCUUUGCUCAACCUGGCCUGCAUGAUGACGAUCACCUUCCUACCGUUCACUUUUUCCUUAAUGGUGACCUUCCCUGAGGUGCCUCUGGGCAUCUUCUUGUUCUGUAUGUGUGUGAUCACCAUCGGGGCCGUGCAGGCGCUGAUCGUUGUGUAUGCGUUCCACUUCCCCCACCUCCUGAACCCCCAGAUAGAGAGCUCCGCCCACAGGGCCCUCUACAGGCAGCAUAUCCUGGGCAUCGUCCUUAGGGGCCCAGCGCUGUGCUUCGUGGCCGCCGGCUUCUCCUUGUUCUUCUACCCCUUGACUCCCGUUCCUCCCCCGAUCCUGCAGUGGAUGGCACCUCCCUCCUGCCUCCCAGCCGCCCGCAGGGUGUCUGUUGAAUUCCGCGUGGGAUGUGGUCUCUUGGAGUGUGGAAACCGGGUUAGAGACAGAGUCGUACCUGCUGAUGGCGAUGGUCAUCUUCCUCCCCUACGUCAGCAAGGUCUCCAGCUGGUGCAAGGGCAGGCUUGUGGAGUCUCCUCCCCUGGCCAGCUCCUCCUUCCUGGCACACCCACAGGCCCCCAGGAGCCCCCAGCUCACAGCAUGGAGUUCUUCACUUUUGACCUGCACGAACCUCUCAGCAAGGAGCGGGUGGAGGCCUUCAGUGACGGGGUCUACGCCAUCGUCGCCACACUCCUCAUUCUGGACAUCUGCGAGGACAACGUGCCGGACCCCAGGGAUGUGAAGGAGAAGUUCCAUGGGAGCCUGGUGGCAGCACUGAGCGUGUACGGGCCGCACUUCCUGGCCUACUUCGGCUCCUUCGCCACGGUGGGCCUGCUCUGGUUUGCCCACCACUCGCUCUUCCUGCACAUCCGCAAGGCCACGCAGUCCAUGGGGCUGCUCAACACGCUGUCACUGGCCUUCGUGGGCGGCCUCCCACUGGCCUACCAGCAGACCUCAGCCUUCGCGCGACAGCCGCACGACGAGCUGGAGAGCGUGCGCGUCAGCUGCGCCAUCAUCUUCCUUGCCAGCAUCUUCCAAUUCGCCAUCUGGACCACGGCCCUGCUGCACGAGGGGGAGACGCUGCAGCCCUCGGCCCGCUUCGGGGGCCGGGAGCAUGCAUUCAUGUUUGCCAAGCUUGCGCUGUACCCCUGUGCCAGCCUGCUGGCCUUCGCGUCCACCUGCUUCCUCAGCCGGUUCAGCACGGCCAUCUUCCACCUCAUGCAGAUCGCCGUGCCCUUCGCCUUCCUGCUGCUGCGUCUCCUCGUCCGCCUGGGCCUGGCCCUUCUGUGUGCCAUGCGGGGCCUCACCCAGCCAGCAACCCAGGCCGAGGGGGACGCACACGCCCCGCUCCUCCCUGCUGCCUGCUAGCUCCUGGGACCUGGCUGCCCCCACCUGCACUCAGCCUGCUUUUGGUUUGUAUCUUCAACCUUCUUCUCUAGAGCCUUCAGUAGGUUUCUGCUUCUGCAGACAGUGCGACAGGAGCUUGUGUCCCAGUCUCUGUCCUAGGCCCACAUUCUUGCUCUUUGUGAAGCUAAACCACCGGGGUGCUCGCGCUCUUGCUGGGAGCCCAUGGUGCCAGCCCUGAGUGGGGCGUGGGUCCCUAGGCACAAAGGACACGGCAGCAGCACAGCAAUGGCCACACUGUAUUGUCCUGGAUAUAAAUUAUGCUUACAUUCAGGUAGUGACAAGGUACACAAGGGCCUGGGUGCAAGCCCACACCACUCCUCUGGGCUCACAGACGCACUUAAAUACAAAGGACAGACAACUACAAACCAGAACGAGAGCCGAGGCCUGCAAAGCGGACACAAGUGAUGCCACCGGGGACGUCAAGGCAGACACACGUGUGUGUGCUGGAGGCACAUGAUAGGGAUGUCCCGCCACAAAAGGCCACUACAGUACAUUUGUGUGGAUUUGGCAGAAGCUCAGGGGACAUGGGGCUAGUGGGGCAGAGCUCGGUCACAUGGCGCUGGCAGCAAACAGCCAGGAUGAGUGGAGAAACAGGAUUCCUGGGCCUUUCUUUGGGGCCCCUGGAGCCUCCCCAGACUGAUCCUGGGGCUUGUCUGGACCCAGGGUAGGGGAGGCCCAGGCACCUGGUCAGCUGGACGGGCGCUGGGAAGGGCAUGUUGAUCGUUGACAAACAGGUGAUUAAAGCUGGCUCUUCCCCAAUGUCA